Caenorhabditis elegans is the source of this 1271-nucleotide messenger RNA. RefSeq names its product F-box domain-containing protein (gene F21D9.1). The transcript has 6 exons. Lineage: Eukaryota; Metazoa; Nematoda; Chromadorea; Rhabditida; Rhabditidae. Bases 150 to 1253 code for a protein of 367 amino acids. The record is from RefSeq and is marked reviewed.
UGCCAGGCCAAAAACGCACAAUGCAAACAAAGUGAAUAGUGGCACCAUCUGUUACAUUGCAGCUGCCUGAAAUUAAUAUCGAUCUUUUUUAUUUCAAAUACUACUAGUAUCAUUACUAGUAUUUUUCUACUGUAAACUGUGAAUUUCAAAUGCAUAUUUCCAAAUUACUAGGCACCUUAUAUUUCCGGAUAACAUUCAAGGAAAAACCAUUCAAAAUACUCAAUCUACCGCUUGUUGUUUUGAAAAACGUGAUGAAUCAAAUGAAUAUUCGUUCAAUUUUCAAACUAUCGAAGACAUCAAAAAAGAUGUACAAAAAAUUGAGAUACGCCAAAAGGAACAUAUACAAGUUAGUUAUCGACAAUCACUUCGAAUAUGACGUUGGAAACAACUUUCCUCUACUAUACCAAAGAAUCAUAAUAUUCGAAAAAAAGAACGACUUUGUGUCCGUCUAUCGUGCAAUGUGUAAGAAAAAGUCUUCAGAUCCAUCAACUUUAGCCAAAUACAGUGUGCAUUUCUGGGUAGAGUGGUUUUACAAAAUAGACAAAUUCGGAGAAAGAAAACUUGUUAAUUCGGUAUACAAAUAUAGAAAUGCGAAAAAAUGUUGGAAACUCUUAACUCGAUUCGAUGAACUAUUUUCAAUCGACCACGUGGAUUUGGUAAUUGAUAGGAGUAAACUUUUUCGGUUUCACACAACACUAGAACAUCCAUUAUUUCGAAAAUGUGAUUAUGUGGAGAUUGUUAAAAGUUAUUCGUAUUUGACGAACAAUGAUAUGCAAUUUGUAUUGAACAAUUUCAAUUUGAAAAAUGGAAUGCUGGUUAAAUGUUUGUUUUGGAAGGAUUUCAAACUGGAAUUGCUGUUCAAAAUUCCUCGAUUGGAUAUUUUCAAUGCACAACAGUUCACACUAGAUGUAUUAAUAAAAAUGGAUUGUAAGGUCAUCAAAUUAUGGAAACAUGAACUCGGACCACACCAUAUCAAUCAAUUUAUUCAUUUGUGGAUGGCGGGAGCAAUGCCCAAUUUACGAAGACUUCGCUGCAACGACUUUUGUAGCCCUUGGCAGAUGGAUGAAAUUCUCCGUGGCGUUGAACAUUCGAAGUGGGAUGGGGAACGUCGAGCAAGGAUUUUUUGCGAUGGAAUUGAACGAAUUAACUGUGGAAUUGGAGACGAUAUCGUUCGAAAUGAUGGAGUACUUGCAACUGUGUUUUACAUAAAUAGAUGUGUCGAUUUUCUUGUAUGGCAUGACAACAAAUUUUAAUAAAAUAAAUAGAAUAUG